CGUUGAUUUCAGACGUCAAGUUUAAUCAAAAUUCUUUCAACGGUCGAAAAUGUUUCAGAGACUCUAUGAUGACUGCAGAGGAACUAACCCUUUGCCUCCUUGUCUACAAUCCCUCCAUUGUAAACCCUAGUCGUCCCAGUGACACCAUUUCCGGCGAGCUUCGACGACGGCUUACAUUCCAACUCCAACGGUAUUCUUCCUUCAUUUGAGUAAUUCGUUUCCUCCAUUUUCUUGGGAACCAAACUGAAAUUUUGAGAACAUUUUCUUUCCCUUGUGUGAAGCAUUCUGCUAAUUAUAGUCAGUUGGGUUUUAGGAGUUGAUGAAAUCAUCUAUUUUAGCUUCAUAGUUUAGAAUGAGUCCUGCUUUGCUUCCUAAACAUGUUGCUGCAGUGGUAAAGUAUCAGAAGAAUCCUCUUAAAGCACUGGAAAUAUUCAAUUCAGUUAAAAAGGAGGAUGGGUUCAAGCACACGUUGUUAACCUAUAAAGGCAUGAUUGAAAAGCUUGGGUUUCAUGGGGAGUUCGAGGCCAUGGAAGAGGUGCUCGCGGAGACGAGGAUGAAUAUCGACAAUGGUUUAUUAGAAGGAGUUUAUAUUGGGGCCAUGAGAAAUUAUGGUAGAAAAGGAAAAAUUCAAGAAGCUGUGGAUGUAUUUGAGAGGAUGGAUUUUUUCAAUUGUGAGCCAUCGGUUCAGUCAUAUAAUGCGAUAAUGAAUAUACUGGUGGAGUAUCGGUAUUUUGAUCAAGCCCACAAGGUGUAUAUGAGAAUGAGAGACAAGGGUAUAGUUCCUGAUGUUUACACCUUCACAAUUAGGAUGAAGUCCUUUUGUAGGACCAGUAGGCCACAUGCUGCUCGGAGGCUUCUGAAUAACAUGCCUUCCCAGGGGUGUGAAUCAAGUGCAGUUGCAUAUUGUACAGUGAUAGGUGGGUUUUAUGAAGAGAAUCAUCGAGUUGAAGCACAUGAAUUGUUUGAGGAAAUGCUUGGUCUAGGUAUUUGUCCAGAUAUAAUGGCAUUUAAUAAGCUUAUACACACACUUUGUAGGAAGGGGCAUGUUCAAGAAAGUGAAAGACUUCUCAACAAGGUUUUAAAGAGGGGAGUGUCUCCAAAUUUAUUUACAGUCAAUAUCUUCAUUCAAGGCUUUUGUCAAAGGGCCAUGCUUAAUGAAGCUAUCCGUUUGUUGGAUGGUGUAGGGAGAGGUCUGACUCCUGAUGUGAUCACAUACAACACACUCAUAUGUGGCCUGUGUAAGAACUUUAAGGUUGUGGAAGCUGAGCAUUAUUUGCGUAAGAUGGUGAAUGAAGGGUAUGAGCCUGAUGGUUUCACCUACAACAGUAUUAUUGAUGGAUAUUGCAAGCUGGGUAUGAUGCAAAAUGCAGAUCAAAUUCUGAGAGAUGGAGCUUUCAAGGGGUUUGUGCCUGAUGAAUCCACAUAUUGCUCCCUAAUCAAUGGGUUAUGCCAGGAUGGUGACAUAGAUAGGGCAAUAAAUGUAUUUAAUGAAGCCAUGGAAAAAGGAUUAAAGCCUAAUCUUGUUCUCUGCAACACAUUAGUCAAAGGUUUGUCUCAGCAGGGACUUAUUUUGCAAGCCUUGAAGCUGAUGAAUGAAAUGUCAGAGAAUGGUUGCAGUCCUGACAUAUGGACGUACAAUUUAGUUAUAAAUGGUUUGUGCAAGAUAGGUUGUGUAUCUGAUGCCGAUAACCUAGUAAUUGAUGCUAUAGCCAAAGGGCAUCUUCCCGAUGUUUUCACUUUUAAUACCCUAAUUGGUGGUUAUUGUAAAAAACUGAAGUUGGACAAUGCAAUUGAGAUUGUUGAUAGAAUGUGGAACCAUGGUGUUUCCCCAGAUGUGAUCACAUAUAACUCCAUUCUCAAUGGCCUCUGCAAGGCUGGAAAGUAUGAAGAUGUAGUGGGAACUUUCAAAUUAAUGAUGGAGAAGGGGUGUGUUCCUAACAUUAUCACAUAUAAUAUACUGACAGAAAGCUUUUGCAAAGCUCGAAAAGUAGAGGAAGCUCUGAACUUGAUUGAGGAAAUGCAAAUCAAGGGUCUGACUCCAGAUGUUGUCAAUUUUGGGACAUUGAUGAAAGGUUUUUGCGAUAAUGGGGAUUUGGAUGGAGCCUACCAGCUAUUUAAAAGAGUAGAUGAGCAAUAUAAAUUUUCUCAUACAAUAGCAACUUACAAUAUCAUGAUCAAUGCAUUUGCUGGGAAGCUGAAUAUGAACAUGGCAGAAAAGCUUUUUAAUAAGAUGUGUGAAAAUGGCUUCUCUCCAGACAGUUACACUUACCGUGUUAUGAUUGAUGGUUUCUGUAAAACAGGAAACAUUAAUUCUGGGUACAGUUUUCUUCUGGUAAAGAUUGAGAAGGGAUUGAUUCCAUCACUGACAACAUUUGGAAGGGUAUUAAACUGUCUUUGCCUGAAGCGUAGAGUUCAUGAAGCAGUUGGUAUCAUCCACCUUAUGGUGCAUAAAGGUAUUGUACCAGAGGUUGUUAACACAAUUUUUGAGGCUGAUAAGAAGGAAGUAGCAGCACCUAAGAUCGUUGUAGAAAACUUGAUGAAGAAGGGUCAUAUAACUUACUUUGCAUAUGAAAUUCUGCAUGAUGGCAUUAGAGAUAAGAAGCUAUCAAGGAAGAAGCUUCCAACUUCCCAGAAGGUGUUCUCUUGAUUUCAGACAGAGGACCUUGAUAUCUUGAUUUCAAAGUGUGUAUGCAACACAUUAAUCUGCAUCAGACCAGUAAACUUCAAGUACAAGGCUACAACGCGGUGGACUCUAGUGAAGUCUGUGAAAAAGUUACCAUAGAUAAGGUGUCUCAGGUUUAAGUUGAGCCCAUGUAGACUCAACAAACUAAAUGGCUUGCUGCAGUACAAUUGCUGGCAUUGAGGGGUAUAUUUGUUUUACAGUUUGGAAAGAACGAAAUUGACAACUUAUAUUGUCACCUUAUUUCAUUAUUAAGAAUGCCAGGUGGCCUGGUGAGGGGCAGGGGGAGAGACAUGGAAGCAUAAUACUCAUUCCUCGUAAUCAAAAUCUUGGCUCAUUCUUCCUAUAGUUUGUGCUGAAGAGGCAGAGAGCAACCAAGGUCCCAUAUUCAUCGGUUAUGAAGCUUGGAAAGCUGUUUGCAUUUUGGCAGGUAUUGGCAUCAUGUUAUGCUCUGCAACUGUUUCAGAAUUGGAGCUCUAGCUAAAUUUGUGCUUUGCAAACUGAAGCUAAAGUGUGUCUUGAAGAUUUCCAAUGGGCAGAUUGAGUAGCUUCUGCAGGACGUUAACCCUUAAAACAGAGCCAGAUCCUUGUGUGUAAUCUAGCUGCUUUGCAAUCAGAACCAUCAAAUUUUCACUCUCGUAGGAUUUAGGUUAAGAAAGCUCUGUAUAAAUCAGUAUUAGCAUGUGGUGCUUGUAAGUAUUUCUUUUGAGACACUUAUAUCUAAUGGACUUCUCUUGUUCAAUAUUUUUACAUGGAAACAAAAAUAAAAAUGGAACUGUUAUUAGCU
Molecule: messenger RNA, 3467 nt
Organism: Vitis riparia (riverbank grape)
Lineage: Eukaryota; Viridiplantae; Streptophyta; Magnoliopsida; Vitales; Vitaceae
Product: putative pentatricopeptide repeat-containing protein At1g74580
Exons: 4
Coding region: 353-2647 (764 amino acids)
Molecular function (GO): protein binding
Source: RefSeq, a predicted model, not a curated record